GCCAGCCACAGAGAGAUUGUGAGAGGUGGGGUAGAUGGUACCGUUAAAGCGUACUAAACAGGUCGAAAUAUUGCUCGGGAAAGAAAACGGACCAGCUUUCAGAUUGUGUUUAAAUUCAGUCUAACUUUUUUGUGGACCUGUAUUUUUAUUUAUUUAUUUAAAGGGAAAAGCAAUUGUAAAUUAACUUAAUUUCUUGGUUUGGAAAGAUGGCGGCAUUGCAUUUGGGGUUCCUUCUUGUUUUCUUAAUAUUGCAGCACAUCCCCAGUGGCUUUUUGGUGACAGUUCAGACUGAAAACGGCAAGGUGGAAGUUGAGGAGUUUGGAGAGACAGUGCUGUCCUGCAAGUACCAGGUGGAGAAGGACCCCAACCCCAGAGUGGAAUGGAAGAAGAUCCGAAACCAGGACGUCUCUUUUGUGUACUACGAUGGGAAGAUUGUGGGGAGUUUCCAGGGUCGUGCGGUGAUGGAGGGAGCAAGUAUCCGGAUCAAGAAAGCCAUGCUGCUGGAUUCGGGGGAGUACCGCUGCGAGGUGUCGGCCCAACAGGACAGCCGCCCACUCGGAGAGGCCACUGUCUCUCUGACUGUGCUGGUGCCCCCUGACGUGCCAUCCUGUGGGAUUCCUAGCUCUGUUCUGACUGGGACAGUGGUGGAGCUGACGUGCCGGGACAGGCAGGGUACCCCACCCUCACUAUACCGCUGGUACAAGAACGGGGUUGUCCUCCCAAACACCCCUGCACAGGACCCCCUUUUCGCCAACUCCUCCUACACACUGAACAGCAGCUCUGGGACCCUGACAGAAGGGGGAGGAUUCAAGGGGAUAUUGUUUUAUUGCUGCAGCCUGACAUUACUGCAGUUCAACACAGUGUCGAAGGGAGACUCCGGGCAGUACCAGUGUGAGGCCUCCAAUGGAGUGGGGGAGCCCCAGCGAUGCGCUGCCAAGUUCAUGCAGAUCGAUGACAUGAAUGUGUCGGGGAUCGUGGCUGCUGUGGUGGUGGUGUCCCUGGUGGUCUCGAUGUGUGGGCUGGGGGUCGUCUUUGCACACCGCCAAGGAUACUUCAACAAGGGACAUGGGAGAUCAUUUUGGAUUCCCCAAUACGAAGACAUUGUUCAGAUCAGCAACCAAAAUCUCAAAACAGUUGAAACAACUGGAUCAAGUGAGUACUGUACCGCUCCUCAAGAUUAUUCCCAGGAUUUCAAACAUACCCAGUCCUUCAUGCUGUGAGGAGCCAGAGCCCCUUCCAAGAGCCUCUGUGAGGACAACCCAGGACUGUCCACAUUCCCUUCCUCCAUAUUCCCAGGACUGAGACCACUACCCUCCUCCCUGCACCAAUCUAGAUCUGUGAAACAUGAACUGGACUGAACAAGGGAAUUCCCUGCCUUGCUGUCAGGCUGCAGACAUGUGAAUGUUUCUUUAUUAUCACCAUUGUAUUCCAACAGGAGUUUCCUUUGGAUGAUGUAUUCAAGUAAGAGCUGUGUUGGAGAAUCUGCAGGCUCCCUGACUCCUGUGGCAGCAGCGUGCUGCAGUUUUUAUAUUGUAUAAUUACGUUGCCUUGUAUCACGAUCUUCAAUUCCCGUCUUAAUACUUAACUCCUAGGUUACACUGCCAUUUAGUGGAAUGAAGGUGCACACACAACAAUUACCCUGAAUCCGCCUGAAGAUCUUUUUGAUAGCGAUGGGUUGAAGAUUUAACAAAUAACGAAAAUGUUUGAAAUAUUUAUGGAUUAUCUGUAAAAUAGGGUUAAGAGCUAGCAGUCUAUUCUCAAUAAUUCUGAAGUAUUCUUAGCAGUCCGAUCUCUUUCAAGGCUGGUUCAUACUUCAAAUGUGUAACAGUUGCUGGUGGCGAUUUUCCCCAGUUGAAUUUUUCCAAACUGUAGAUAGUCGUCUCGCAUGUGAUUGCAGCCAAUGUCGGCUAGACAUUUUCAGCCCCCCUGGUAUUCAUUUUUCCACUUCACUGUAAAAAAAAAAAAAAAAAAUCGCAGUGGGAAUGACUGGGCCCAGGACAAACGUCCCAUUCCACAUGGGAUAUGGAACGUGGCCAGAAAUUUGAGAGUGGUUACUGAAUUACCUGUUUGUUAUUCUUGGAGACCACUACAAGUAGAAUAGAAACUCAACUACAGCAUUGCAAUAAAACUUGAUAGAACACAGUAAUGACUUUCUUUUUAUAUGGCUACCUUUUUAUUGUGUUUUCUUAUUUUUAUUAUCUGAACCUUUUAAUGUAAUUAAAAUAUUGGCUCUUCUCAGUUUUACUAUAUUGCUCUGUUUGACUGUAUCUGAAUCCUGCAGUUAAUCAGAGGUAUUGAGUGUACCCCCUAAAUGUACCAGUGUAUUUUAAUUAGGAACCUGUUUGUUUCAUCAGAGUAACUGCUUCUGCUUGGAGUGAGUGCCUCUUGUAUUGUUCUGUGAUGUACAAGCUGGAAUUGUAUUACUUUGCACAGACUUUUUUGUGAAAUGUAAAUUAAACUUUGUGGUUUUCUUAUAUAAUGUGGAGUGUUGAAGUCUCUGUUUUUGUACAGAUCCCAAUAAAUGAAACUUGAUGGUUAAUCCAGCAUACCCCUCCACACGACAAUUGCUGUUAUUGAUACACAUUACAAGUGAACCCUAUGAAUGACAACCAUAAAACCUGCAGUUCUCAAGAGUAGUGGGUCUGUUUUAAUGAUCUGAACAGCAGCAGGUCAAAAUACCAAAUCUUAUCUAAAAGGUUGGAGAACUCUGGGUUAUAGCAUUAAAACAGACCCAAUAUUCUUUCUAGUGCAAUCAGCAACCCUUGACUUUAGAAUGAGGACCUGAAAUGGCACUGGUGCAGCGUGAAUAACAUAAUAAUGUUUUUUAUAGGACCUGUAUGACCUGAUUUUCCAAUAAAAUGUACAGCUUAAAAAAAAAAAAAUCUAAACAGAAGCAAAACAUUGAAAAAUAUUCUUUACUGCUUUCCAACUGCAAAUAAAAUCAUGAUCGUCAGGCAUUACUUUGAUGGUAGAUCUUAUUAGUACAGUGGUCUGCUUGACAGUCAGCUACGAGAUGAUAAUGUUCUCUAAGCCAGGUUCUGUUGCUUAACUGGAGACAACUAAAUGUAUCUCAUUUGUGACAGCAUUUUGAUAUUUGUUACUAGUGUGAUGUCAUGAUCAAUAUACUACCCCAGCUGCUUUAAGUUUAGUCUGAAUAGGGUGCAUGCAUUUGCUUCUUGUGCAAGAGGCAGAGUCUGAUUAGUCACUCCAUUCUGUAUUUUUACCAGUAGUGGAACUAGUAACAGUUGCUAUCUUUAAAAAAAUAAUAAUAAUAAUAAUACUGUAUUUGCAGAUGGAGAGUGAAAUCACAAUUAUACAUUUUUUGAUUAAUGCUUUUUUAAUUUUUUUUAAUUUUUAUUUACUAGGUGGCUUGUUAUAAUCUACCAUAGAUAUAAAAGCUGUAAUUUAAGUUCUUAGUGAUCUUAGUAACUGACUGCCAGUCCAAACCCUAGUCCUGGGUUUGUUUCACAUAUUUAACCCAGCUGCCUUUCAAGCUGUAACCAAUAAGACACGUGUACAAUGAAUACCGGAGGCACAUUACUAGAGCUGCACGAACCGAGUAUUGAGCUGUGUACAGAAAUCAGCUGCUGAUAAUCAAGUGAAGGUCACUGGUGUUGAUUAGACUAAUUUACCAUUCAAAGUGAAACAACUGAAGAAACAGCUGCUUGAUUUGUAUAGAUUGCUGUUCUCCAGAGAGAGAAAGUCAACACAAAUCCAAGCAUCUGUUUCUUCAGUUAUUUCACAUUGCAUGGUAAAUUAGCCCAAUCACCACCAAUGACCCUCAGCUGAUUGUCAACAUCUGAUUUCUAUGUAGACCUCAAUCCAAAUAAUUGGUUUGUGCAGCACUACAUACAAGGUGAAUAUACAAAAUGUUUUUGAUAGUCUUACAUUCUUUAAACUUUUACACAAAAACAUGGUUUGCAGAAUCUAGUCCAAAACACUAGAAAGACUGCUGUACAUUUUAAACAGUUUACAGUGAGUAAAAUGAGAAAUUCCAUUUUAUGCAAUGUCUGAUAUGCUAGACCAACCCUGGUCCUGGAAAGCUACUGUGGUUGCUGGUUUUCAUUUCAACCAAUCUGUUACUUAAUUGAACUAAUUAUUGCCUUAAUUAGACAAGAUUAAAAUGUGUUCCAUAUCUUUAGCCACUGAUGAUGCAAAAAAAGACACCUAUAAAUCCUGCUGGAUAGGGACUCUCCAGGACCAGGGUUGGAGACCCCUACGCUAAACUAAGGAUGAGGAAGUCAGUCAUAUUUUGACCUGCACCCAAACCAGCUGAAGUUAUAUUAAUAAACAACUAUCAGUUUUAUGAUCAUUAUCCUUUUAAUUACUAUUGUUGUAUAAACUACUUACACAAAUACUGCAUUUAGCUAUAAGUCAUUCAUUUACAUCAGUAAACUAUAUUUUAAAAAUACACAGGCUUAUCCUUUGAUGCAUAAUGAAGAUAACUAAUCCCAAAAUGCGGUUAAACAUUUAAUCUUUAAUUCAUGUUCAUGAAAGUACACUAUUUUCCUUGCCCUGCCACUCAAAAGCUGACCACAUCCAACCCGAAGUUUACUGAAACUUAUCUAACCCAAACCUGUCUGACCCGUGCAUCACUACACUAGACCUAUAUUAGCUGUGUGAAUUGUAUGCAGCAAUCAUGUGAAAGCAGAAGAAUCCCUUCACAAGGGACAUGACUAAGUGCACUGACCAACAUGUCCAUCCUAGAAUGGAAAUGUUUGCAGAAAACCACUACCAAAAAACAACUAAGUGACUCAUGACAGAUCAAGCCUGCAGAUGUGUGCAGCAUAUUGUAACAUGCAACUCACAUGCUACAUUGACCAAAUCAUAACUCUUCAAACACUGUAUAUUUCUCGUUAAGUGAACCCAAUAUGAAAAGUAUUUAACAAGCAAAUACAUUAACAAAGUUAUUUAUUAAAUAACUACUGAAGUAUCCAGUAACAUGAAAAGAAAGACAAGGGACACCAACAUUGCUGGGAGCAGAGCAGGGGAUUACUUAGGGGUCACUUCUUCUAACUUGGGCUC
Messenger RNA from Polyodon spathula (Mississippi paddlefish), 5025 nucleotides. RefSeq names its product junctional adhesion molecule 2a (gene jam2a). The coding region runs from base 207 to 1220 and encodes 337 amino acids. The transcript is spliced from 12 exons. Gene Ontology annotation, biological process: leukocyte tethering or rolling. The record is from RefSeq and is a predicted model, not a curated record. Gene Ontology annotation, cellular component: tight junction; cell surface; protein complex involved in cell adhesion. Lineage: Eukaryota; Metazoa; Chordata; Actinopteri; Acipenseriformes; Polyodontidae.